AUGUACUCUCAGUUUUGGCCCAAGGGUGGUCUCCCGGGCCUCUUGCACCAUUAUACUGAGACCCUCACUACCUUCGAAUAUACAUCCGCCGCUGCCCGUCAACCACACAGUAUCCUCUUCGUUGGAGGUCUCGGCGAUGGCCUCGCAACCACAUCCUAUAUGGCGGAUGUUGUGCGCGCGCUACAGAAGACUGAAUGGUCAUUAUUCUCGCUGAACCUCACAUCAUCGUACCAAUCAUGGGGUCUCGGGCAUCUGGACCGCGACACGGAUGAGAUCGCCCAAUGCAUUCGUUACAUCAAGGAUUACAAGACUGAGAAGUACGGCAACGGCAAGAUCGUCCUGAUGGGCCAUUCGACCGGAAGUCAGUGCGUCAUGCAUUACCUAUACCGGCCAAACCCUCACACAAGCGUUCCGGCGUUUGACCCCUGGCUGGAGCACGUUAAACGUCUGCCGCUCGAUGGCGCGAUCAUGCAGGCGCCGGUGUCCGACCGGGAGGCGAUCCUCUGGGUCUUGAAGAUGGGUAUUGGCGGCAAGACGGGGAGUGAGUGUCGGGAGGUAUACGAAAAGGUAGAAGCAUUGGCAAAGGAAGCUAUUAAACAUGACAAGAAGUACGACACGAUCCUGCCUAUCUCAUUGACUUCGCAGAUCGGAUAUCCGGGGAAUACCCCGCUGAGCGCUCGGCGAUUCUUGAGUCUUGUCAGUCCGGAUAGUCCUCAAUCACCGGGUGAGGAUGACCUGUUCAGCUCGGAUCUGAGUGAUGAGCAGCUGGGGAAGACCUUUGGGAUGAUCAAGCAGCACGGUCUGCUAAAGCAUAAGCUGAUGGUGCUGUAUUCCGGAGCAGACCAGUCGGUUCCAGAUUGGGUGGACAAGGAGAAGCUGCUGGCAAGGUGGAAGAAUGCUGCGAACCACAACGGCGAGGACCAAGUCUGGGACCAGGAGAGCGCCAUCAUCCCGAACGCUUCCCAUGCGCUCAGUAACGAUGACCAGGCCGAGCCACGGAAGUUCCUCGUGGAGAAGGUGCUGGGAUAUUUGCAGAAAGUGUAA
Messenger RNA from Aspergillus heteromorphus CBS 117.55, 1044 nucleotides. It is a transcript of the gene sidJ, whose product is annotated as putative siderophore biosynthesis lipase/esterase. The record is from RefSeq and is a predicted model, not a curated record. The transcript is spliced from 2 exons. NCBI's taxonomy places the organism in Eukaryota, Fungi, Ascomycota, Eurotiomycetes, Eurotiales, Aspergillaceae. Bases 1 to 1044 code for a protein of 347 amino acids.